Megalops cyprinoides (Indo-Pacific tarpon) is the source of this 10266-nucleotide messenger RNA. It is a transcript of the gene prrc2c, whose product is annotated as proline-rich coiled-coil 2C. Lineage: Eukaryota; Metazoa; Chordata; Actinopteri; Elopiformes; Megalopidae. The record is from RefSeq and is a predicted model, not a curated record. Gene Ontology annotation, biological process: cell differentiation. The transcript has 34 exons. The coding region runs from base 457 to 8730 and encodes 2757 amino acids.
GCGGUCUGCCAUCUUUGAUUGUGCGACAGGCCGCGGCGCGAGCGGGGCCUCACUGAACUAAGCUACAGCCGCUCCGUCUCUCACGAGACAACGGGGGGAGAAAACGAAAACGAGACGCCCGAGUACCGGAGACAGACACACGCCGACAAUCCGACAUCGUCCAGCUAACGCGGGGCCACGCGAAGAGAGCUGACAAGAGAGACGCGGAGGAAGCUCAAGUAACAGGGCCCCGGCAAAGUGAGCGGAGGUAGCGAGUAGUAGGUUGCUAGCCGACUUAGCUAGCUUGCUAGCUUUUGUAAUCUGCCGGCCGUUUCACACAACAAGGAAAAAGCGGGCCGAAACAAGCGCCUGGACCGGCUUUGGCCAGGAGACAAGUUAGAGAAGGGACCGGCGGAGACAGGAGGCUGGUUCUGAGGGGUGAGGCCGGAGGAUCAGACUCAAUGAGUUUCCAGCGAAAUGUCAGAGAAGUCAGGGCAGAGCACCAAGGCAAAGGAUGGCAAGACCAAGUACGCAACCCUUAGCCUCUUCAACACCUACAAAGGCAAGUCACUGGAGACCCAAAAAACUGCAGUGGCUGCCAGACAUGGGCUCCAGAGUUUGGGCAAAGUUGCUGCCAGUCGGCGCAUGCCCCCUCCGGCCAACUUGCCCAGCCUGAAGGCGGAGAACAAGGGCAACGAUCCCAACGUCAACAUCGUACCCAAGGACGGCAGUGGCUGGGCCUCUCGGCAGGACCAGCCAGGCGACGAGCGGCAACAAGAAACCCCUCCUCCCCAGCCCAAGCAAGGGACGCCUCAGUCUCAGGAGGUGUCUGUGGGGGCCAGCCGUUCUUGGGCCAACAAUAAGCAAUCCGGAUCGGUAGACGGAACACCCAGGGUGAAUAGCCAAUUCCACCAGGAGUUCCCCAGCCUGCAGGCAGCUGGGGAGUCAGAGAAGCCUGGGGAGCCGGAGGAGGAGCCGUACGGACCAGGCCCCAGCCUGAGGCCGCAGAAUGUUGGCAGUUGGCGAGAGGGCGGGGGCAGGAAUCUGAACACGGCACCUAGCCCUCCUGAGAUGGAAAGCAAGGCCGCAGAGGAGGGGGGCGGGCGCGGCACGCCCUCCCCCACCGCAGACGCCGACGAGCCCCGCAAAGCCCCCGGCGAAAGCAGGGACAAGCGAGAGUCCAGGGAGAGGCUGCCCCAGUGCGCCCAGCCUGCCCCUGCUCCCCAGCCCAAGCUCAACGGGGGCCAGCAGCCUCCGGGGGGCGUGCCACCCCAGUUUCACCCUCAGUUCAGAGGCAUAAUGCCACCUUAUAUGUUCCACGCUUACCCUAGGAUGCCCUUUCCCCCAGUGCAAGGCAACUUCAGAUACUCUGCGCCGCAGCAAGAUGGAGCAAAGGGCCCCAGAGCUGCCGGGAGGCCCCCGCAAGGUCACUCUCAGUCCUGGCUUCAGGACCCUGACCGGCCCUCCAUCAUCAGUGCCACGGAGCUUAAGGAGCUGGACAACUUGGACACAGAGGCUGAUGAGGGCUGGGCAGGAGCCCAGAUGGAGGUUGACUACACAGAAAAGCUGAACUUCAGUGAUGAUGAGGAGAAUCAGGCUGGAAAGGAAAAAGGGGACAACUGGGAGUGGAUGAGCAAAGUGGAGCGCAUGCGACCACGCAGCACCGAUGGCUCAGAGGGCUGGAAAGAGGGGGCAGAGGAGCGAGGGGCGACCAAGGACUCUUGGGCGGACAGCGGAGACCCCAGAGCGCCAUCCCCUGGCAGCAGGGGGCAGUACGGCAAGACGGGCCCGGAUUACCAGGGACAGGCUCCGGGACGCGGCAUGGCCGGAGGCGCCCCUCGGCCGGGAAAGCAGGCCACGGCUCCCCCUGCCGGGGAGGACGACCUGGAAGCCUGGCGCCAGAAGCGCAAGACGCAGUCGGAGCUGUCGGAGGCUGUGGAGCGGGCGCGGAGGCGGCGGGAGGAGGAGGAGCGCCGCAUGGAGGUGCAGCGGCUGGCGGCCUGCGCGGAGAAACUCAAGCGGCUCAACGAGAAGCUCCGCCCCACCGAGGCGCAGCCCUCGCCCACGCCGCAGGAGGAGUCCAGCGGCUCCGUCGCCGAGCCCUCCCUCCCGCAGCAGCAGCAGCAGGCCCCGCCUCCUGCAGCCACCCCCACGCGGGACAAGCCGGAGCCCGGCGAGCAGGAGGAGAAGGAGCGGGAGUUCGUGCCUCACCAGCCGGACGCCUCGGAGGGGCCGGCGCGGGAGCAGGGCGGAGACGGGGACGCCUCCGCGACUGAGGAGAGCGUGCCCGAGAGGCCUGUGAGAGAGAGCUUCGGCACGGAGGAGAACCGAGCAGAGGAGCCCCUGAUGGCCUUGCCUCGUGUGGACCCCUCCAGCCAGGAAGACGCCCCUACGCUGACCUCUGAGGCAGAGGGAGAGUCUGGCUCGGCGGUGCGCCCCUCCCUCACCUCCGGAUACUCCAAACAGUUCCAGAAAUCUCUGCCCCCUCGCUUUCUGAGGCAGCAGGAGCAGCUGAAGCAACAACAACAGCAGUGGCAGCAACAGCAACAGCAGCAGCAGCAGCCACCACAGCAGCAACAGGGGGGUGCAGUCUCUCCCUCCGGGGCCCCAGGACCCCCCCCACAGCAUCGCUCUCUCUAUCAGCCCCUUGGACCUCACCCCCAGCACCUGGCCUCCAUGGGCUUUGACCCCCGCUGGCUGAUGAUGCAGUCCUACAUGGAUCCCCGCAUGAUGUCAGGCCGCCCUCCUUUGGACAUGCCUCCCAUGCACCCAGGGAGGAUACCCCCAAAGCAGCUGGUGCGGAGAGACGCUGCAGAUGGUACCAGUUCUGGCUCGGACUCGUUUGACCACCUGACCCGACCCAUCCGGGAGCAUGGGCACCCCAGCGAGCCGCGCAUGGUGUGGGGCUCUGACCCAUAUCCCCAAACCGAACCCAUACCCUCUGUCACACCCCCCAAAGGACGGGACGACACCAAGGAGCCAAGGAUGGAUUCAGGCCUGGAGAUGGAAAGGGGGGUCCCUGCUGUUUACUCCCAGGAGCACAGCCCUCUCGAGCCAAGGGGGAAGAGCGACUUUUUCCGGGACUCCUCUGAACCCCUGUCGGCCUUCAGCUGCGGUCCGGAAGAGGCGACAGGCCUGUUGCAGACGGACAGGGGCCCUGGAGGGGCGGUGUUCGAGCCCCAGGAAGCCAGCCUGGCCUGCGGAGAGGAGGUGGAGAGCCUGGGUCGGUCCCUGCUGAAGAGGAGCAUCUCGCAGGGGUCCAGCCACUCCUUAAAACUGGACGAGCCACGCUUCGAGGGUGUCCCGGCUCCCCCAAAGUCACAGGACCUCCCAGACACCCCAGAGCCGGCGGAUGACAAGUGCCGCAAAGAAGUCCCCUUCUCUCAAGGACCCUCGGGCAGAGACAGGGCCACCCCGCCCGCAGAGGGCCCGCACAAGGUCGACAAGUUGCCCCUAUCGGCCUCUAGCAAGCAGAAGUCGGACGUCCGCUGGGCCCCGCGCUCGGGAACGGGGCGCAGGGAGGGGGCGGCCGGGGAGAGGCCGGUUCGCCGCUCGGGACCCAUCAAGAAGCCCGUCCUGAGAGACAUGAAGGAGGAGCGCGAGCAGAGGAAGGAGAGGGAGGAGCGGCACGAGCGCGGCGACCGUGCCAAAAAGGACACCGGCGCCAAGGCCGCGUCCGCCGCCGCUGCCGUGUCCGAGAGCCAGAAGCCCCCCAGCGAGGCCAAGAGGGAGCAGCCCACCACCCCCGAGCUGGAGGAGGCGGUGAAGCCUCGUGCAGCCCAGCCACCGGCGGGGACACAAGCGCCGGCGCCCCAGGAGGAGAAAGCGGACAAACCCCCAGCGAUAGACAAGCACCCCGAACCCAAACUGCCCUCUCGCAAGGAGUCCAACCUGCCUCCCAGGGCCUACCGCAGGGAGGAGCGCGAGAGGGACCGGGAGAGGGAGAGAGAAAGAGACAAAGAGCGAGACAGAGACUGGCCCGCCGAUCUGAGCCACAGGGGCCGCGGCCGAGGGGAGUAUUACUCCCGGGGCCGCAGCUACCGCGGAAGUUACAGUGGGCGAGGGAGGGGGAGCCGGGGCCGCAGUCGGGGGGAGUACCCCUACAGAGAGUCGCGGUCCCGCUCAGACCUGCCCCUGUCCGCCUCAGGGGGCGUGGGCUUCCGCUGCAGGGAGGAGAGCGAGACCCGCAGCGAGAGCUCCGACUUCGAGGUGAUGCCAAAGCGCCGCCGCAGGCGCGGCUCGGACACGGACUCGGAGAGCGAGGGGCACGAGUCCGCCAGUGACACGGGCGCCUCCGACCGCGAGCCCAGCGCCAAGCCCAGCCGCCCGCUCCGCCGGGACCUGCCCGAGGCGCGGCGCGGAUCCAAAGCUGCUUCGGGACUGGCGGGGGGGGCGUCGUCCUUCUGCCCGCCUCACAUGGCCGACAAAGUCGGCUCCCGCGAGGACGAGGGCCGGCCCAAACCCGGCUUCCUGCCCAAAGGAGAGCCCUCCCGCCGAGGAAGAGGAGGAUUAUACAGCCGCAGGGGGUCAGGCAGGGAGCGGGGCACCCCUAGGUCGGUCCCUCUCAGGAGGGCUGGCAUCAGAGAGUCCUCACAGUGGCCUUCCAAACCUAUGGAGACCUUCCGCCCUGAGGACGCCGACACCUCGAGGUUUGACAACCCCGCAGCAGAAAGGCGGACACCUAAAUACGAGGGCAAGAAAUUCGGAGAGGCGGGGCCGAGCAGCCGGGAGCGACCCCGCAGGCCCCGCCCUGCCCGCCCCCCCAGGCAGGACAAACCCCCGCGCUUCCGCAGGCUGAAGGAGCGCGAGGCCGCCGUGAUGGCCGGGGAAGCCGUGGUGGAGACGCCCGCUCCGGACUCCCUAUCUCCCACCCUCUCCAAGGCACCGGGAGGCGCAGCGACGCCGGCCGAAGGCGGCGCCCCCGAGCUCCCCGCCGUCGGAGCGGCAUCGCCUGACAUCGGCUCGACCUCCGUCGCUGCCGGGAGCAAGUCGCCCGAUUUGUCCAACCAGAACUCAUCGGACCAGGCGAACGAGGAGUGGGAGACUGCCUCCGAGAGCAGCGACUUCAACGAGAGGAGAGAACGCGAGGAGAGGAAGGAGGCCCUGGAGCCCGCGAGCGCUGCCCCUGCCAGCUCCGCUACGACCCCUCAGGGAGCAGGGGCGCAGUGCAAGGGCUCUGGGGAGGGAGGGGUCACCCCCAAACGGGAGCCAGCCACCACUGCCAAGAGGAGCUUCUCCAGCCAGCGCCCCGUGGACAGGCAGAACCGGAGGGGUAACAGCGGGGCCAAACCGGGCCGGGGGUACGCAGGAGGCAAGGGGGAGCGGCGGGGAGGUUCCGGAGCCAAAGCAGCACGCAGAGGGCCGCUCGAGGAGCUGGCCCAGGAACUGACUGGUAUCGAUCCAACCAGCAGUGCCGCCCAGAACCCGGAUGUCGCCCACGGAGGCCCGGGCCAGCGAUCCGGCAAGGAUUCCACCGCCCGCCGCAAGGAAGAGGCCAAGCAAGCUGCUAAGAAGCCCAAGGAGAAGGCGGAUGCUCUGUCCCAGUUUGACCUCAACAACUAUGCCAGUGUGGUAAUCAUCGAUGACCACCCGGAAGUGACGACCCUGGAAGACCCCCAGUCCAGCACCAACGACGAUGGGUUCACGGAGGUGGUGUCCCGCAAGCAGCAGAAGCGGCUGCAGGACGAGGAGAGGAGGAAGAAAGAGGAGCUGACCAUACAGAACUGGAGUAAGAAGGGCUCCAGUGAGAAGGGAAGAGGUGGAGGUUCUAAGCUGCCUCCUAGAUUCGCAAAGAAGCAGCAGCAGCAGCAGCAGCAGCAACAACAGCAGCAACAGCAGCAGCAGCCAGCGAUUGCAGCUCCCCAGCCCACACACCAGACCCCCUCUCAGCCAACAGGCCAAGCACAGCCCCAGGAAGGCUCUGUAGCCCUGCCCAGCUCUGUGGACUUCUCUGGGAAGACUCUGCCCGCUGGCCAGUCCCACAGCACCCUGGGCACAGAGCUCUGGGAAAACAAGGUGGCAGGCUCGGCUGUCCUCUCAGACAUUAAAAAAUUGGGACCCAUCAGCCCUCCCCAGCCCCCCUCAGUCAGUGCCUGGAACAAGCCACUCACGUCCUUCACUGGCACCGUCACUCCAGAGGGAGUGAAGCCUGGAACGGAAGGGGCUGUGGAGCUGGGCAUGGACAGCAUCCAGUUCGGGGCCCCGUCCUCGGCAGGCAGCACGGACAGUGACGGCGUGCCCGCUCUGCUGGACAAGGGCGCCGAGAACAAGCUGCCGGAGCCCAAAGAGCAGAGACAGAAGCAGCCCCGCGCCGGGCCCAUAAAGGCACAGAAGCUUCCAGAGCUCAGUCCCCCAGAGACGAAGGAGUACAAGCCGGGCCCCAUCGGAAAGGAGCGCUCCCUGAAGAACCGCAAGGCCAAGGACGGCCGGCAGUCGGAGGGCGAGGGGCCCGACAAGGGCGGCCCGGGGGGCAGCAGGGGGGCCGACUCCAGCUCCCCAACCAAGGAAAACAAGGUUCCAGAGCUGGGAGGCGACAUAGAGGGCAUGAUCACUGCUCCAUCCGCGGAGUACAGCAGUGGCUCCAAGGAGUCUGUGACGGACUACACCACCCCGUCCUCAUCGCUGGCCGACAGUGUCCCCACAGGAGGCAGCAAGAUAGAGGAGAGCCUGGUGGCCAAUGUGGCCCUGCCCCAUGCCCUCCCACUGCCCCGCAGAGAGGCCCUGCAGCAGAGCUCCAGCCUCACUACAGUCUCCCCUGCCACAGUGGACCUCACCCUCAAGAUGGAGUCGGCACGUAAAGCGUGGGAGAACUCUCCUAGCCUCGGAGAGAAGAGCUCGCCGGUCACCUCCUCGGCCUCGCCCAUCACCAGCGGUGGCGGCGGAGGCAGCGCCUCCUACAGCUCCUUCUCCAGUGCCUCCAUGGCUCAGAUCCCCGUGGCCUCCGUCACCCCCAGCACCUCCCUGUCAGGGUCUGGGACGUACACCACUUCCUCCCUGAGCACGAAGACUACCACUGCGUCGGACCCACCCAACAUCUGCAAGGUGAAGCCGCAGCAGCUGCAGGGCGGGGGCAUGUCGGGGGGCAGCUUCUCCCAGCUGGGCUGCGUGCCCUCCCUCCUCCCCCAGCAGCAGCAGACGCCGCAGGUCUUCGUAUCCCAGUCUGCAGCUGCAGCAGGUUCUGCAGCCCAGAUCCCAGCCUUCUACAUGGACACCGGCCACCUCUUCGGUACAGCGCACCCCCGCCUUGCGCCCCCUUCUCUGGCCCAACAGCAGGGCUUUCAGCCUGGACUAUCACAGGCCCAGUCUCCAUUGUGUGAUUUUUCCUUACAGCCGACAGCGGUGCAGCAGAUCCCCAUCCCCAUCUACGCGCCCCUGCAGGGUCAGCACCAGCACCAGCACCAGCCCCAGCUGGGCCUGAGCACCGGCCCUCCCGUCUCCCAGCCCCAGGACCUCUUCAGCUCCUCGCUGCAGCCCUACAGGUCCCAGCAGGCCUUCAUGCAGAACAGCCUGUCGCAGCCGUCUCCCAUGAUGCUGUCGGGCACGGCCCUGCACAGCUACCCCGGGGUGCAGCCCCCUGAGCUGGGCAAGCCGCAGUCCAGCCUGGCCUUCCAGCAGACCUCCAACACCCAGCACAUCCCCAUCCUGUUUGAGCCGCAGCUCAACCAGCCUUCCGGCCUGGGCGGCUCGCAGCUCAUCGACACGCACCUCCUGCAGGCACGGCAGGGUCUGAGUCAGCACUCGAACCUGUACUCGGGACAGGUGCAGCAGCACGGCCAGAGCAGCUAUUACAGCUCCACCCAGUCCCCCAGCUCCGCCCUGCAGCAGGUGACGGUCCCUCUCCCAGGCUCCCAGCUCUCCAUGCCAAACUUUGGGUCGACAGGGGGCCAGCCUCUGCUCGCCUUGCCCCAGUCCCUGCCCCCCACCCCGCCCCAGCCGCAGGCCCAGAGCCUGAGCCGCCAGCCCCCCAUCAGCCAGCCCUUCCGCGGGCUCAUGGGCCAGAGCGGGCACAGCAUGAUGCAGCCCUCCAGCAAGAUGUGUGAGAUGGAUUUGAAGCUGUUCGGCAGCGGGAUGGAUGUGAAGCCAGGUACCCCUCCAGUGAGCGCCCGGAGUACCACCCCCACCUCCAGCCCCUUCAGGGCGAGCUCCACCAGCCCCAGCAGCCAGACCAGUAAGAUGAACAGCAUGUUGUACCAGAAGCAGUUCCAGUCAGGCUCUGCCGGCAUGCGGAUCCCCCAGCACUACCCAGGGCAGUUCACCCCACAGAUGCUGUCUCAGCCCAGCCUUGUCUCUCCGCUGGUUCGCCCGCCUCACUCGAGCUCAUUUCCCGGAGGGGUACAGAGGACUCCGCUAGGUCCUCCCAUGUCCCCGUCCCUGAGCGCAGGCCUCAUGCCCCACCCCAGGCCUCAGCACCCACCCCGUGGCCCCCCUGGGCCCCCCCUGGGCCCUCGGGGGACCCAGGCAGCACUGAAGGCAGAGCAGGACCUGAAGGCUAAGCAGCGUGCCGAGGUGCUCCAGUCCACCCACAAGUUCUUCUCCGAGCAGCAGCAGCAGCAGCAGCAGCUCAAGGCCCCGGUCAGUAAGCCCGCCAGGGUGGACGGAGGCGGGAAGGCGGUCGACAGCGUGGCCCCCAACCACCAGGGGGUCCAGUCCGAGCGGCCAGAAGCAGAGAAGCCCCCCUCCCUCUCCGGGGCCAAACCCGUACGGACUGGCCCCAUCAAGCCCCAGUCCAUCAAGCCUGAGGAGGGAAAGUAGAGCAGACCUCGGCUGCCUUGUCACAAACUCCCUGAGGGACACCGCCAGAACCUUGAGGAGGGGGAAAGAAUUCCACUCGCGCGCGCUUACUCACACUCACUCACUGACUCACUCACGUCACCCUCUGGGCUGUCCCGCAGUAGGAUCAGGAGGAGUGUGGGGAGAGGGGGGGCGUCUCGUCCCAAACAGCAGCUACCCAGGGGCACUGUGUAUAGCACCCUUCCCAUCCUCCCUCUCCCCCACCCUUCCUCUCCCAGGGUCCAUGGUGGGUUCUGUAUUUGUGUUGAGUUGAGCCCCUCGUGAUAGUGGUGGAGAGGAGCAGCACAGCAACCAUGGCUGUACAUGGAAAAGUGUACAAUGAAGAUAUAAAAGUAAAGAAAUUCAAAUCGCUGCUGAGUUUGCAAUUUUCUUUUAUAGCAAUAUAUAAUUUUUUUUCCAUGCUUUAUUUUUCAAGUAGAAUCACAUGUAUUUGGAGGGCAGUUUUUGUUUUGAUGAAUCAAUUUUUUUGUAGUAAAAAACAAUCUAAUUUAAAAAAAAAAAAGGUGUUUUAGUAAGCAGAAGCUGUCUUUCCUCUCGUUCCUCCAGUAACUAAUCCGAGACACGUAGAGAACUAAUGUUGAGAAAUGAGCAGCACCAUGUCGAUUACCUUGGAAUGGAACACUGCAUAGUUGCCACACGCACCCCCCCCCCCCCAUCGCUGAACGUUUUAACCAAGUCCACCGAGAAUCAGGAGAUAUUUCGUUUCUGUCUUUUUAAUUGCCUGGAAAGGAAAUGUGAAGUUGCUGAGGAGUGAGUGAUUGACUGGUUGCAGCCUCCACUGUAAGCCUUCCUUCCUUGCCUUUCCACCUCAUUUCCACCCAGAGAUAAUCCGUGAGGGUGUGUGUGUGUGUGUGUUUGUGUGUUUGUUUGUUUGUGUAACAGGGGGCAACUGUUCAGGUCUCCCAGGUGACCGUGCUCAAAGGGUAGGCAGUGCCAGGGUGCUAGGAAACCCACAGUGUACCUGCAUCCUUCCCCACAGAGGGCAGAGAUUGGCUUGGGCAGCAGGAAAGGGGCUCGGCAGGUGGCGUGAACGGUUAGGCCGGCUCUUGUGAACUGACUUGCUCCUGUCCUGAGUGAAGACCUCUCGCACCACUGGUCCUCCCGCCUGCCCCCAGAAUCGCACACAUUUCGGGCUGUUAGGAGGCUUCCUUUCUCCCACUCUGGUCUACUUCUGAUUAGGUUGACGACUCAGAUGACACUUUAGAUGCGAGAUCACGUGACGUUGAUUGCAAGAGGAAAUCAUGACAGAGGAGGGUUUGGAUCAGUUGGGCUUUUGAUUUUUUUUUUUUUUAUAUAUAUAUUAGCAGAGAUCAGCGUGUGGUGUUAACUCUAGGGAGGGGGGGGGGUGGCCUCGUAGUUGAACAGAACGGUUGUUCAGAUGUGUUUGGCCUGACGGACAUUUUUCUGUUGUGAAGAGACCCCAUGCCUAUCCUCCAUCCUGUCCUGUCUUGGCUCCAUCUUACCAACAGUGCUUUCUUCCCCCCCCCCCCCCCCCCC